Messenger RNA from Closterium sp. Naga37s-1, 167 nucleotides. Lineage: Eukaryota; Viridiplantae; Streptophyta; Zygnematophyceae; Desmidiales; Closteriaceae. The record is from the annotation of a GenBank genome assembly.
GCCUAGAGGCAGCGAACCGGGUAGUGCGGCUGGUGGGGGAGGGGGAGCCAACAACCAUAAUCCCGGUGGAGCGGGAUGAGGAGCACAUAGAGCAGCUAAGGCAGCUGAACCAGUCAGCAAAGCAGGCCAUCAACCUGCUGCCGUUUGCCGGUACACUGCUGCAGUAA